Didymodactylos carnosus is the source of this 246-nucleotide messenger RNA. NCBI's taxonomy places the organism in Eukaryota, Metazoa, Rotifera, Eurotatoria, Philodinida, Philodinidae. The record is from the annotation of a GenBank genome assembly.
AUGAAUCCGAUGCCGCCGAUGUCGGGUGGUUACCCACAAAUGUACCCACAGCAACAGCCACAAAUGAUCUAUGGUACACCGAUAGGAUUUGGUUGGACAACUGAUUUGUUCGAUAAUAAUUAUUCUACUCAUCAUCGUCAAAAUUAUGCUGUUCCCAGAGGAGGCAAUCGACAACGUGGCUCACGCAUUCGUCAGGGUGUGCGUAACCUUUUCAAACGUGGCUCGCAACCGGUUUCGUUUAUAUAA